AUGCCUCCCAAGAAGGUUGUCAAAGAAGAGAAGAUUCUGCUGGGCCGGCCCGGUAACAAUCUGAAGAGUGGAAUUGUUGGUCUGGCAAACGUCGGCAAAUCGACUCUCUUCCAAGCAAUUACCAAGUGCAAUCUUGGAAACCCUGCUAACUUCCCUUACGCAACAAUCGACCCAGAAGAGGCUCGUGUUAUUGUCCCGGAUGACCGUUUCGACUGGCUAUGCGAGAAGUACAACCCGAAGUCACGGGUUCCUGCCAACCUGACGGUCUAUGAUAUUGCUGGUCUUACUCGAGGUGCAUCGACUGGGGCCGGUCUUGGAAACGCCUUCUUGUCCCAUAUUCGUGCCGUCGAUGCUAUCUUCCAGGUCGUCAGAUGCUUCGAUGAUGCUGAGAUCAUUCACGUCGAGGGAGACGUAAACCCUACCAGAGAUCUAGAUAUCAUCAGCGAAGAGCUGAGGUUGAAGGAUAUCGAGUUCGUCGAAAAGGCCCUCGAGAACCAAAAGAAGAAGACUCGCCAAGGCGGUCAAAGUCUGGAGCAGAAGAAGGCUAGGGAAGAGGAGGCCACAAUUGAGAAGAUUCUCGCUUGGCUCAAGGAUGGCAAGGACGUUCGCAAGGGUGACUGGACCCCGAAAGAGGUCGAGGUCAUAAACCCUCUGUUCCUUCUAACGGCAAAACCCGUGGUCUACCUCAUCAACUUGUCUGAGAAAGACUACAUCCGCAAGAAGAACAAGCAUCUACCAAAGGUCGCCGAGUGGAUCAAGGAGCACGCUGCUGGAGAUCCGAUUAUUCCUCUAUCGGUCUCUUUCGAGGAGCGGCUGACUCGCUUCGAGACUGAGGCCGAGGCACUCGAGGAGUGCAAGAAUGUCGGUGUUGAGUCCGCCCUGCCCAAGAUCAUCAUCCAGAUGCGCAAGGUCAUGAACCUUGGCUCGUUCUUCACAGUCGGUCAUGACGAGGUCAGACAAUGGACCAUCCGAAAUGGCACGAAAGCACCACAGGCUGCUGGUGUAAUUCACACAGAUUUCGAGAAGACCUUCAUCCAGGCUAUUGUGUACAAUUAUACUGUAUUGAAGGAGUUGGGCGAUGAGGCGGAGGUUAAGGCUAAGGGCAAGAUGAUGACAAAAGGAAAGGACUACGUCGUUGAGGAUGGCGACAUUUUGCUCAUCAAGGCUGGUGCCGCUAAGGGUUAA
Phaeoacremonium minimum UCRPA7 is the source of this 1185-nucleotide messenger RNA. Its product is annotated as putative gtp-binding protein. Gene Ontology annotation, molecular function: ATP hydrolysis activity; GTP binding; ATP binding. Gene Ontology annotation, cellular component: cytoplasm. The record is from RefSeq and is a predicted model, not a curated record. The coding region runs from base 1 to 1185 and encodes 394 amino acids. The transcript has 4 exons. Lineage: Eukaryota; Fungi; Ascomycota; Sordariomycetes; Togniniales; Togniniaceae.